UGUGCCCGAGAAUGAGCCCUCAUGGGAGAUCUUGAUGGACCUAAAAGAAAUAGUUGAGUUGGUUGUAGCAGCAGACUUCUCUGAUGCAGCUUUGACUUUCCUGGAGAGAAAGAUUGAUGACCACAGAGUGUUACUUAGAGAGACCUUUCCAACCACGAGAUUGAGACCAAAACAUCAUUUUGUGGAACAUUAUCCCCACUUGAUGAGAUGUUUUGGUUCAUUGACUGAGCUGUGGACCAUGAGAUUUGAGGCCAAACACAGCUUUUUCAAAAGAGUUGUGCAUGAUGUCCACAACUUCAAAAAUAUUUUGGUCACUCUGGGAACCCAACAUCAGUUAUUGAUGGCCCACUACCUAAGUGGUCCUACCCUCUUUCCACCAUCAUUGUCAGUGCAGAAAAUCAAAACGGUUAAUGUGAAUGUUUUGGAAGUGUCACAAAUGAAUGCUGUUCACAAGAAGUAUCCUCAAAUUCAGCUUUUGUCUCUUGCCUCCAAUGUACAUGUUUACGGAACUCUUUACAAGGAUGGCAUGAUCUUGUCUGCUGGGCAAUGCAGUGGCCUACCAGACUUUUUCAGAAUCAUCAGUAUUCUUGUUCAUUCUUCAGCCAAGGUGUCUUUCUUGUGCAGAAAACUCAUGUCAUGGUACAUUGAACAUUCCAGAUGCUAUGAAGUAUUUGAAACAACUGACAUUGAAAUUCUUGAGGAAGAAGAUCUUAAUGAUAUCCAUCCUCUUACGUCUUAUGUUAUUCAGGGAAAAGCUGUUGUCUCCCUGAAGAAGUUCCUCCUCCACCUUUAAGAUCAUGCUGUUUCGUGUCAUUGUGUCACCAGACAACAUCAGAAGGGUGGAUAUUUCAGAGAGCCUGUGUUCAGUAGAACAUUUAAAGAACAUUCUUCAAGAACGCCUUGAACUUGCAGGUGAUAUUUUGAUUCAGUUUGAGGAUCCUGAUUUUGGGAAUGAACUGUGCAAUUUAACAGACAUUAAAGAACUUCCUAAAGACAAAGCAGUACUGAAGAUUCUGUAUCAAGGAGCAAUCCAACAAAGAGAUGAAUCUGCAUCCUCAAUUUCUUCCACGCCAUCUUUAAAUGACUUGCUUCCAUCAACCAGCACAAGUCGGAGUUCAACCCUACAUCUUACACAGCGAGACAGUGCAGGCAAAUGGCCAUCUCCCUUCCCUGUCCCAGAGUUUUCCUAUGAUGUAGAACUGAGGCUUGCAAAGGGGAAUGAGUUGUUCAGUGAAAACAAAGAAUUUCUGACCAUACCAAGAGAAAUGAAAAUGGACAUCCUGGACAAAUUAGCUCAGACUAUAUUUUCCUACAAGGCAUACCCAAAUAAUCAGGAAAUGGAAGCAGUUGCUGCUGCACUGAUUGAGAAGUAUCCAUGCCUCAAAGACCCAGGUUUGGGAACAGGAUAUCAAGGAUGGCUCAUGAGUAUCAAAUAUAAGCUUGGCAACUAUCGUCAAAAGUUGCGGAUGGCAGGCUGCAGUGAGGUCUGUAUAAACAAGAAGGAUGCAGGCAAUUCCAAAAAGCGCAUUAAGAAAGCAAAAAAAUGUGAGGUGAACUUUCUCCCUGACAGUCCACCUGGCAUUAGUACUGACUCUCUGGAAAGGGACAGAAAGACUUUGGAUGAGGAGACCAAAAAAAGAAUGCCUAACAAGGCUUUAAUCGACUCUGGAAUGGAAAAUACUUUUGCCAUGAGGAGGAAGGAAAUAGUGGGAAAACAACCCUUCGUCUCUGAUGUGAUGAAUCGAUGGCCUGCGCUGUUCUUUGAAGAACAGGUUUGCAUUUUCCAAUGUGUUGUAUUUGAUAUUUUGAAGGAGCACUAUGUAAGAAUUCUACUGUCAAAUAAUCACAAAACAGUCUAG
Messenger RNA from Nothobranchius furzeri (turquoise killifish), 1859 nucleotides. Lineage: Eukaryota; Metazoa; Chordata; Actinopteri; Cyprinodontiformes; Nothobranchiidae. The record is from RefSeq and is a predicted model, not a curated record.